CUAUUUACGCGCUUUUGAAUAAACAUUUGGCUAUGUAAAACACUUUAGGGUUAAAAACGCCAAUGAAAAUGCUGUUAAUUCGGACAGCAGCUCCUACAAAUUGAAUUAUUUGUGUUUUGGGGGUUUUAUUACCACCUUUCACCUGACAAUGAUGCAAUUUUGAGUACUGAGAACAAUUCUAAAUAUCAAUAGUCAGCCUUGACGCCAGUGAGCUUUCCGUGGACGUUUUUAAUCAACGAAUUUGUUAAACUAUUCUCUGGUUUAGUUUGUUUAGUGCUAGGACUAGAAUUUCUUCGUUUUGAAGCGCGUAUUCUCGCUUAACAAAUGCAACCAGCCUGAAUUAUCAACACAAAAGCACUAACAUUAUUGAUAGUUUCUUUCGAAAAAUCACCGCUUCCUUUGUACUGGACAAAAAACCAUCUUGUACUCUGGCUGAAUAAGACCUACAGGCAAACUCUCGAAAAAAGAAAAACAAAAACUCGUCAAAUUUCUUGUCCCGUUUGAAAACAAAAGAGUAAAGGUGCAGAACAUUUCCUGGGAAUUUAUGCUAUUCGUGAACAGAAAGUUCUCUUCAUAAAGAACCAGUGUUCAAGAGUCAAGAGAACUGAAGCACUAAGGAAAAUUAUUCAAUCAUGUGGGGACUUCUAGUGUUUGUUUUUGCUAGUUUAUUCCAUCUCUCUGAGCCAUUCUCUCCCUUCACAUACAUGGAUAAGUAUUUAAAAGGAUCGCAAUUGAGAGUCAUACAAGUGGAAGAUUGGUAUGAAUGUAUCAAACAAUGUCAAGAAGAACUUCUUUGUAUAUCGUAUAAUUUUGACAACAAGAGCGAAUGUCAGUUAAACGGACAUGGCGUAGAGAAACGAUGUCAGGCUGAAGACGAGUUGACAAGCAGUGCUGGAUGGAUUUAUCACCAGAUAAGGGAAGUGACGAGAAAGACAACGAGGGGAAAAAACCAAGGUUCGUGUCCGUGUAACUGUGGUGUAAGCAAACAGUGCUAUGUGGAACCAGAAUAUGGGGAUGUUCCGGAGAAAGCAGGAAGUUCGUGUCAGGAUAUACUAAACAGACGAGGGUCUGUCCCAGACCGCGCAUACUACCUGAUGGGAGCAACUAAACCUGUUUACUGUCACAUGACAAGCAUUUCCGGUUGUGGAGACGUAGGGGGCUGGACACUAGUCAUGAAGAUCAAUGGCUCAAAGUCAACCUUCAGAUACAAUUCCCAGUACUGGACUUCAAAGAUGCCAAGUAAAAAAGAAUACCAACCUGAAAAUGGAGCAAAUCUCGACGAAAAAGAGACUAAAUUGGCGACCUUCUCAAGCAUUGCUUUCCAAAACAUUUGCGUGGGAAUGAAACUAGUCAAUUUCUCAUCGAUUCGAUGGCUCAACAAGAAGAUAUCGUCGGGAAAAUCUAUGAUGACAAUUGCGGAAAGUGGGUAUGUGACGUUUGGGUAUGACGAAGCAAAGUGGUUAAAACUUUUGCCUGGAUCAAAGCUGGACAAUGGCACGAAGAGAGAUGGCUUUAAUGUACGACCAUCAAGCGGAGACGGAGCGCGCGUUCGCAUAGGAAUCAUUGCUUAUCCUAAAUCAGAUAAUGCGGGCGUUCCCAUCUCGUAUAUUGGAUUUGGCGCAGGCGGUGAUGCUGCAGCCUCGAAGCACAUGGGUCGACUCUCAUGUGGGAAUGUCAACGGCAUGCACUAUAUCCCAGCUUUUGGUUAUAUAUUCGUCAAGUGAAUGAGGUCAAACACAGCUUACUGAAACAAUGCUUUGAAUGAGCAUAGCAAGAGUUUAAAAGGUUUGAUAAAAUGUUCAUAAGCACCGAAAUGGAGAUUCAAUAGUAGUUAUAUGUAGUCCCUUUACUUAAAAUGAAUKCGAAUGAAAUAUUUUAUGCCAUUGUAAUUCAGGAUGAAAAUGGUUUUCAUUUGAAUGCGAAGGGAGGGUCCUAGAUACUGAAUUAAUGAUACGUAACGUCAUAAUCUCUUACGAAGAGUACUAUUAUUAAUAUAAUAAGCGACAAAAAAGAGCGACUGAUCUCUUUCAUCGCCAUCAAGCUAGGAUCUAGCUUCUAUUCAAGUAAAGCAAUGAGAAAAGUUUGUACAAAUAUGCCAAACUAGAGCAGUUUUUGUAUGACUGUGAAAAGCUCAGGGUCGUAAGCGUGACGUGCCGUGACCUUGGUGCUUUCUAGAUUUUUAAUUGGCUGAUUUUUUUCACGCGCAAUAUGAUUAGUUUUGCAUU
Molecule: messenger RNA, 2225 nt
Organism: Actinia tenebrosa (Australian red waratah sea anemone)
Lineage: Eukaryota; Metazoa; Cnidaria; Anthozoa; Actiniaria; Actiniidae
Molecular function (GO): oligosaccharide binding
Source: RefSeq, a predicted model, not a curated record